Carassius gibelio (silver crucian carp) is the source of this 3583-nucleotide messenger RNA. Its product is annotated as mitogen-activated protein kinase 1. Lineage: Eukaryota; Metazoa; Chordata; Actinopteri; Cypriniformes; Cyprinidae. The transcript is spliced from 9 exons. Gene Ontology annotation, biological process: intracellular signal transduction; protein phosphorylation. The record is from RefSeq and is a predicted model, not a curated record. Gene Ontology annotation, molecular function: ATP binding; MAP kinase activity. Gene Ontology annotation, cellular component: nucleus; cytoplasm. The coding region runs from base 297 to 1406 and encodes 369 amino acids.
GCUCCGCUCCCUGCCCACGUGACCUGCUCCGUUACUUCCUGCGGCAGCACUCUCUCUCUCGCGCUCGCUGCCGCCUGCAGUCAGUCAGUCUCACCACGCGCAGCUUACUAUCACUGCAUGCCAGUCAACAACACUUUCACUCCGACGCGAAGACUUCGGCUUAGUUUAACCACGUCGCCUAUCCUUCCUCCCGCUGUGUUUUAUUCAACCUAAAAGCUUUUCCCGAGCUCCGUAAGCUGCUUUGGGUAAGAAAAGCGCGUUUGUUGUGCGUGUGAAGGCAGCUCAGUUUCUUAGCAAUGGCGACAGCUGCGGUAUCUGCCCCCGCUGGCGGCGGUCCGAACCCCGGAUCCGGUGCCGAGAUGGUCCGCGGUCAGGCUUUCGACGUCGGGCCGCGCUACAGCAACCUCUCGUACAUCGGAGAAGGCGCGUAUGGCAUGGUUUGCUCGGCAUAUGAUCGUGAUAAUAAAGUGCGUGUGGCGAUAAAGAAAAUCAGUCCGUUUGAGCACCAGACGUACUGUCAGCGCACGCUCCGUGAGAUUAAAAUCCUGCUCCGCUUCAAGCACGAGAACAUCAUCGGCAUCAACGACAUCAUCCGCACCCCAACCAUCGACCAGAUGAAAGACGUCUACAUUGUACAGGAUUUGAUGGAGACAGACUUAUACAAGCUGUUGAAGACACAGCACUUGAGCAAUGACCACAUCUGUUACUUCCUGUACCAGAUCUUGCGUGGCCUAAAGUACAUCCACUCAGCAAAUGUUCUCCACAGAGACCUGAAGCCAUCUAACCUGUUGCUCAACACUACUUGUGACCUCAAGAUCUGUGAUUUUGGGCUCGCCCGAGUGGCCGAUCCAGACCAUGACCACACUGGCUUCCUGACGGAGUAUGUAGCCACACGUUGGUACCGCGCACCCGAGAUUAUGCUCAAUUCCAAGGGUUACACUAAGUCCAUUGAUAUAUGGUCGGUGGGUUGUAUUCUGGCUGAGAUGCUUUCGAAUAGACCCAUCUUCCCUGGGAAACACUAUCUGGACCAGCUUAACCACAUCUUAGGUAUUUUGGGCUCCCCCUCUCAGGAGGAUCUCAACUGCAUUAUCAACAUUAAAGCAAGAAAUUACCUUCUGUCACUUCCGCUCCGCUGCAAAGUUCCCUGGAACCGCCUGUUUCCUAAUGCAGAUCCUAAAGCAUUGGACCUGUUGGACAAGAUGUUGACCUUUAACCCUCAUAAGAGGAUUGAAGUGGAGGAGGCGCUGGCUCACCCGUACCUGGAACAGUACUAUGACCCCACAGAUGAGCCUGUUGCAGAGGCUCCAUUUAAGUUCGAUAUGGAGCUGGAUGACUUGCCCAAAGAAACUUUGAAAGAGCUGAUCUUUGAAGAAACUGCACGCUUCCAGUCAGCUUACAGACCAUAGACUGACACACAGGUGUUGGUCUAGAUUCAGUCAUGCUGAUGCUUCUGUCUCCACUCAGCUGUGUGCUGUGGUCCUCUUUUGGUCUUCAUCGCAAUCAUCAUCAUCAUUAUCUUUAUCUCCUCCUCUUCCCAAAUCCCAAAACUACAGGCAGCCCUUCAGUUCUUCUGGCCUCGUGCUGGCUCCUGCUCUCUUCACCUGCUUCUCUCUUACGGUCUCAUUACAAUGAACGUGCUUCUCACACUCUCUCUUCCUGUCCAUCUGUGCGAAAGUUUGCCCACGUGUGUUUGUGUACAACAUCUCAUCAAGGUUUUUUGAUUCCGAUUAACCCCUCGCAGUCCUCUGAUACACUUCGGUAAAUAAUGUCUAUGAUAGUGUUGUUGUUGUGCUUCUUUCUAGCCUCCUGUUAAUAUUUCCAACAAGCUGGUUUUCUAAAGUGUCUGUAAGCCAUUUUGAAGUCCCACAGAGGUCAAACAGGGAGAGAAUGAGGGCUCAGAUCUCCUCUAUUCUUAAAUAUAUAUGCAGUGGACAGGCAUUUAUCCACAUUGUGCAUCGCCAAUUUCCUCAAAGUGCACAGAGCUCGAAAUUUGCCACGGUGCCAUUUUAAGGCGUUAAUAUAUUUUCAUAAAAGCAAAUAUGUAUUAACUAAUGACCCAUUAAAAUGUAUUCAAACUUUUUCAUUUAUCAGAUUGUUUUAUAACCCCCAUAUAAGUGACUUGACUUAUAUACAUAUACAUACAUGUGUGAUUUUUAAAAACCUGUAAUUAUUUAUAUACAUUAAAACCUGUAGGUAGUUAUAAUAUAUAAUUACAAGUUUUUAAUCAACUUAUUAUAUAAAUGAUUUGUACAUUGAUUCUCAGUCAUGAUCACUUCUAGAAACUUUAGAAAAGACAAAUCCGUUAAAUUUGCACCAAAGAUUCCCCUUUGAAGAUGUUCUGCCAUUUUGGAAAAUGUGUACUUGUGUCCAAAAUUUGACUUAAGCUCUCACAUUACUGUACAGUACCUGCCAAAAAAAAAAAUAUAUAUAUCCCAAAAUCCAAGUGUCUUUAAAUCUAAAGAUGCACGUAGGUCCAUUUAGAAAGUAGACUUUAUCAUUUUAGUUUAGAGGAACUUCUGUCAUGGGACGAAGAACAGUUCUGUGAUUUUAAAUCAUAACUGGUAAAUUUUCAAUCAGUGUCUAUUAUAAUCGCACAGUGCCUGUCAUCUGUAUUCAUUUUUUCCCUUUUUGUAUUUUUCUUUGUAUUAUAUUUGCUUUCCUUGCACCCCCAGGCGCCUUGUAUCAAUAAGACUGUGCCCCUUGCAUGACUGUUAAGAAGCUUUCUAUACAAAGAAAAUGGAAGUGCCACAUUGCUGGGGAUUCCGCUACUGGACUCUCAGGUUUUUGUUAUAUCCUACCUUUUGUGGUCUCAUAUAUAGAGUAUUAGCAGUUCAAAAAGAAAAGGGAAAAAAAGCUCUUUAUUUUGCUUGUACAUUUCAGUUGCACUUCUUUCAAAAUCCAGGUUGCUUUCAGUGUUUGAAGAAGAAAUAUUAAUUAUCAAGAUUAGCUUUUUAGAUGAACUAGCUCAACCAGAACGUCAGGUUUAAUCCCACGUGGAAAUUAGGAGCAUCUAGCCAUGGAAAUGCACCUUUUAUUAAUCAAUUUCAAUCAUGAGAUACUGUCUGCUGGUGAAUGAAUAAAGUGGUGUGUCAAUACCCAGGCGAAAUGAGUCUACCUGGAUCUAUGUGUGCUGUAAUGCAUACUAUUGUGCAAUUUGUAAGCGAGACCGCACUUUGUGAAAAUGGACACCUAAGAAAUUAAGUUAUUGAUACUGAUAUGCGCAUAUGUGCAUGGCUUCAUUAAGUGUUUCUUUCCCACACUGGCUUCCUCUUUUGUUUACUUACCCUACAUUUCUUUUGCCUAUAUGUAUCUGGCAAGACGCCUCCUAGUGGUGGUAUCAGAUUUUGGUUGAUCAAGGAGAGAAUGGGCAAUUCUCUUAUAUAAAUAAUGAAUAAAAAUAUAAAAAAUUGUGAAACUCUGUAAGAAAGCUUCUGCCGAAUCCGUGUCUGUUUCUGUGUGCCUUGAUGCGUCACAAAUAACAUUUAUUGUGCAGCUUUGUUUAGUUGGAGAUCAGUUGUGAUUUUAUUUGCAGUAUACUCUUGAAAUUUAUAUAUAUAUAUAUAUAUAUAUAUAUAUAUAUAUA